AUGACAGAGGCUGAAACAGCAUGCAUUCGAACCUGCCAGAUGACAUCAUAUCCUGAAGAAAUCCAGUGUUUAAAAGAUAACAAGAAGGUAUCGCCGCUUGUUACACAGCUUAAGCUUUUCAUGAAGGACAAUGUGAUUCGUUGUGGUGGACGCAUUCAUAAUGCAGCCUUAGAAGAAGAGACGAAACAUCCGAUUUUGCUGUCGGCAAAGCAUGCAUUCACGCACCUGGUAGCCAAGGACGCCCAUGAGAGGUUACACCAUGCCGGACCCAGCUCAACUAUAACACUUUUGAGAGGAAAAUACUGGAUACCAGCUAUACGUCCAUGCGUUCGUUCGAUAUUACGAAAGUGCGUGAUCUGCAAAAAGGUUUCUGGUAGACCAUACAAAGCACCAGACCCUCCUCCGUUACCGAAGACAAGAGUGUCAGACGUAGCCCCGUUCACGUAUACAGGUGUUGACUAUUCCGGAGCUCUUAGUGUGCGUGACACUAACGGAAACGACAGGAAAACAUUCAUAUGUCUGUUUACCUGCGCCAGUACGAGAGCCGUUCACUUGGAACUGGUAACAGAUCUGUCGGCGGAGACAUUCCUGUUUGCAUUUAGGCGCUUCUGUAGUCGCAAAUCAACACCAAAAAUUAUGAUGUCUGAUAACGGCACGACAUUCACGGCUGCUGCUAGACAUUUGAAUAAUUUGUGUGAAUCUGCGGUUGUGCGUGACGAAUUCAACAACCGAUUAAUCGAUUGGAAAUUCAUCCCUACAAGAGCCCCUUGGUUUGGGGGUUGGUGGGAAAGAAUGAUCGGUCUCACCAAAAAUGUAUUGAAUAAGGUACUUGGUAAAGCGUACGUGACAUAUGAAACACUACAGACUAUUGUCACUGAAGCAGAAGCCGUUAUCAACGACAGACCCCUUACUUACGUCACUUCCGGCGAGCUAGGACAGCCGGAAACACUGACGCCUGCACAUCUUCUAUAUGGAAGACGAAUAACGUCACUUCCUGUCGAGCCUGCGACAUUGCCAGCAGAUUAUCGCAUCAAUCGUUCGUCGCUUGUGAAGCAAGGUACUCGACGAGUGCAAUUCAUACAGAACUUCCGCCAAAGAUGGCGACGUGAAUACCUGACGGCACUCAGAGAAAGAAGUCAAUUACGGGGAAAUAACAACCAGACGAUAUCAGUAGGCGACGUCGUACAGAUUCAAGAUGACUGCCCGAGGACGCAGUGGCGCUUGGCCGUUGUGGAGGAACUCGUGCCUGGAAAUGACGGAUUCGUUCGUUCGGCGAAAGUUCAAACAAAAAAUGGACUCACUCAUCGACCAAUUGUGAAUCUUUAUCCAAUUGAAGAAUGUAAAAACAAUAUAUAG
Dreissena polymorpha is the source of this 1356-nucleotide messenger RNA. RefSeq lists its product as uncharacterized. Gene Ontology annotation, biological process: DNA integration. Bases 1 to 1356 code for a protein of 451 amino acids. NCBI's taxonomy places the organism in Eukaryota, Metazoa, Mollusca, Bivalvia, Myida, Dreissenidae. The transcript has a single exon. The record is from RefSeq and is a predicted model, not a curated record. Gene Ontology annotation, molecular function: nucleic acid binding.